Messenger RNA from Heterobilharzia americana, 6931 nucleotides. The record is from the annotation of a GenBank genome assembly. NCBI's taxonomy places the organism in Eukaryota, Metazoa, Platyhelminthes, Trematoda, Strigeidida, Schistosomatidae.
AUGGAACUCAUCGACGUGCAAAAUCCCCGUCUUCUAACAAACCUCGAAGUCUUAAAAGUAAUCAAGGAGUCCAGGAAGAAGGUCAGACGCCAGCAGACACUUAUGUUCACAUGUGGGAAGUAUCUAAACUGUAAAACACCUUGCAGCAAGCAGUCAGAAGCUGAAGUACAGGCGUUCGCAAAUGAAAUCAAAGACUUUAAUUUGACAAAGUCUGAAAUUUUGAUGCUUAUCAACCAUUGUCCUAGUAGCCAAGUGGAGUUAUCAGUGAUAAUCAGUGAUCUGGAUUCGCGAUUCUCCAAUAGACAAGCAGAUAAUAUUUUACAGUUAGUACAGAAACAUUUUCCUGACGGUAUUGCUGCAAGUCAGUCGAUCAACACCACAGGCACGCUAGAGGUAUCCGAAGAAACUACGUAAUAUGUAUCUGCUGGUUAUUAUCCUUGUACAUUUUCCCCAACAAAGUAUGAAAUAAAGACUUUUCUAAAACCUCUACUGUUGGUUAUAGUGGCAUGUUGCUAUGGUGCUGGACUGUUUCUCACUACAAAGUUUUCGUAGACCUCUAACUUACUCCUUUGUUUUUCAAGAUAAGUAUAAUCUUGCUCAUCCCAGAUAUAAACGUCCUGUUUGCUAGUGAAUCUGAGUAGAGCUUGGGAACAACAAACAUAAGGAAACCAGGUAGGAUCCAGAUCCUAGGCGUAUCGACUAGAUAUUCACCCGAAACACAGGUAGGUGUACUGACGCCCGAUAUUGACUGCAUUUCUCGACCCAAAAGUGGAAUUGGACCCUAUCGACCAGGGUCUUAUAGCACUGUUUCUCACUGAAAGGCGUAUCGAGUAAGUUUAUCACUCUUUUGGGCGUGUCUAUGGUGAGUGUUAUCCAUCAAGGAUGUCAAUCCUCUCCAUUUAUAUCUAACUUAUGGAGAUAUUUCCCUCGUCAGUUGACUUCAUAGAGAUGGAUCUUAUCACAGGAGAAUCCUUGGUAGAUCUAGAUUACGCAGAUGACAUGUUCUUGUUCGACGAGGACGUCGACAAAAUGUAGUUUUCUGGACACCUUGAGUUACAAUUUGAAGAGUGCUCGUUUGACAUCUGCCAACUUGCGUCACUGCCGGCGAGAUAUCCAAUUAUCUAUCAGAAAACGAGUAAACUGCAUUGUAGUCCCUUCCGUCUUAUUGUAUGGCUGAGACAUGGUCAUUAAAGUAGACGAUGUCAAAUGAUUAGUGGGUUUGAUAACGCAUCUUCCUAGCAUUGUUCGCGUUUGGUGGAAUCACCGUAUGGGCGAUCUGGAAGUCAGGGGAAGAGUAUUAGACAAGACAGUCAAGUCAGUUGAUAAGGUUGUGAACCUCAGUCAACGGAGAUGGCUUAGAUGCGUACAGUGUAUGCCGAGCCACCGCCUGUCGGGACGUGCCAUGUUGGGGGUAGUUGGAUGAGUUUGGGAGAGGAAUCAGUGUGGCCAGACGAAGACACAGUAUCACUCGAUGAAGUCUCUGUGUAGGGAGACACAAACUGCUUGGUUGAGGUUAUCGGGACGAAAGGAAUUAGCGGUUGAUGACUGUUGGUGAUAUAGCUGGAAAUCAGUCAAUGGUGCAGAUGUACUCACUUCUUGACCUCUUUUAAAGCUUGAGUUUUAACACUGGCCGCUAUCUUCAAUUCAAAUUGUCUAUUCUCUCAUGCUACUUUGAUAUCAGUCUUUUCCCAUCCACCUGUUCUUCGUGUACGACAGUGAAGUAUGUCAACUUGAAUUGGUGCACUUGUGUGCGAGGUUCUACGUUGAUUUUGUAAGUCAGUUGAAAUUGUUUUCCCAGGAAUUGUCCUGUUAUACCCCGGUAAAUAGUAGGGAAAGAAGUGUUUGCGCGCGUUGACCACCUCACUCACCCAGGAAGUUGAAUGAGCCCUGGUGAGUCAGCUACUUAUGAAAUCUAAGCACGGAUACAAAGAGGUCAGUUACCUUUCACCAACCCACGCCAUUUAUGGCACCGCUGUGUACUGCACUUCGCUCUGUUCUGUUGUAUGGCAGUGAAACGAGGCCACUAAAGGUAAACAGAACAUGAUGUGGAUCUUGGUGUUGAACCACCGUUGACCUUGCACCACAGACUGUGCUUUGGUACUACCAAAUCAGUAAUGUAGAAGUCAUGUGUAAAGUCUUAGGCAGUAGGGGAAAGUCGGCUGAAGUUGUGAGCCCUCAUCGACUGAGGUAUGUAUUACGCUUGCGUAGUUACCGUCUGUUUCGUCCCGUAAUUUUAGUUGAAGUAGGUUUAGACUGGGAAAAGGCUCAAGGUGGCUAGACUAAAGCAUAGGAUCAAUUAUUGGAGCCUUUGAAUAUUGGUCUGAACCACGUAGACUUCCUGGCCGGGGUCUGCAAGACAAUAGAAACCAGUGUUUGGAGACUCUAGGCACUACGGCUCAUAAUCGAUGUCAGUAGCGCAAAUGUAUCCACACAUCCUCAUUCUAAUUGUCAUGUUGAAUUCGGUAUUCUCUUAUUUUUUCUUCCUCUCAUUUACUUGUUUUUGACCUCGGUGCUUUCUCGCUUGAUGCAUUUUCUUUGGUAUGACAGACAGUAAGGCAGUCUUACAUACAUUUUUGAGAAGUCACUGGUGGUUCGGUAAAGUAUUCUCUUAUUCUUAAUCAACUGUAUAAUUUCUACUCAUAUUACUUUGAGUUUCAUGUACGUAAGCAAUAGCUUUACUGGAUUAAUUGAUACAAUGUAAAUAGUCUUCUUGUUUAUUGCUUAAUUUGAAGGAUAAUCACGAGUUGAAUGCAGUCAUUUAGUCGAUUACUUGCUUCUGAUGCAUGUUAAUCACUCUGUCCAAUCACCCUAUGUCAUAUUCUCAUUCGUCAUUCUAUGAGUUUUUCACCGGUCAGAUUUAAGAUGAUACUUCAGAACAGGUCUGCAACCACUCGUAGCUUAAGGAUAGGGAAAUGAAGUGGUAGAAUGCAUCAACCGCUUCACUUACCUGAGGAGUUGCACCAGCCCAGAUGGGGAGGUUGCUGAUGAAAUCUCAGCUCGGAUGCAAAAAACCCGUCUGGUAUCUGCCAACUUGCGUUAUCUGUGGUGCCGACUAGCGAAAUAUCUGAUUACCAAAAGACGAGUAUACUGCACUACAGUCCGUACUGUCCUGUUAUACGGCUGCGAGACAUAGCCACUGAAAGUAGAUAUGGAGAGACUACCAGUUUUUGACCACAGGUGUCUUCGCACUACUACUCAAGUAAGGUGGAAUCGUCGUGUCAAAAAUGUCAAAAUUAGGUGUAGGAUACUAGGUAGGAAAGGCAAGUCGGUCGAUAAGGUUUUGAACAUUCAGCAGCUGAGAUGACAGACAUAUGUUGCGCGUGCCCAGUCACUGCUAGUGGCACACUAUUAACCCUGCUAACAGUUUUCGAAGCAUUUAAGUAAACCAGGUAAGUCUGACGGGGGAUUAUUAAGGCAAAAUCCAGGAAUUAGUAGAUUGUUAAAGUAGAGACCUUCGCCAGUCUCAGCUCCUCUAUGUAAUCCGUUGGAUGACAGACGUUUUGGAGUCAGCGACACAUUAACCGACAAACGAAGAUCAGUGGAAAGACAAUUUAAUACCGGUGACAUCCGAUCUGUUUUCCACAGUAAUACCAUGAAUAUUACGAGAGUUAUACGCAGCUCACACGAGUCUUGUUUAGACCAGUCAAUAACAAUAUUGCUUUUAGAAGAAUAAAGAAAGUCACGCAAAAGAAACAAAAAAGACGAAGAGAAAACAAAGCACUUCGAGGCUUACCGGCUUCAGUAAGUAGUGAAUUGGAGUGCAUCCCUAUAUAAACGGCAUAGUGUUUCCCUUCAGAAAGAUAAGAAUGAAGUCGCUUUGUGACUUGAGACUCAGCAUUCGCGAUGCCAAGCUUAUUUAACAAGAUUGGUUUACAAAUGGAUUCAAGUCCAGGUGUGUACUCCGAAAAGAUACAACUCGAAAUACCUACCACUCUUGUCCAAAUUGGGAACAACAUUAUGAUACAAGACAACGGUAGGAUGCAAAGUAGUUCUACUUUGUUUAAAAGGAAGUUACUUAGGACCUCUAAAAGUGGAAGGCAAAAAGAAGGAGUUCCUCUACUGUUCUUCGAAGUGGGAGGGGUUAUAACAACAGAUCUUAACUCUAGGUAUGAUCCAGAAGAUGAUCUAGGUACAAGCAUAAUUUUAGUGCGUUGGAAGCGAGACAACGCAAACAUCGGACCCAAGAAACCAUCAUUCACUAUUUAUAAAACAUGAAGCUCUAGGCUUAUUUAUCUCGAAUCCCUCAACUGGAAUUAUCGAUGAAACAAGAGUAGCUUUCACUUAGCUGACUUCCGCAUCCUGAAGUAGUGUACAACCGGGUUUCUGGCCAGGUACUCUACCAACGAAGGUACGAAACCCGACUAUUGACCAGAUUUUUAUUUCACUUCAAAACAAAUAAAUGAAACAGAAAAGUAUGUUGACAACUUUGUCUGUACCCCCAUCUUAUUUUGUAGCUUUUUGAGGGGAACGACAUUAAUUUGUCCGAAGUUCCUGUGACACAAUGAGUCAACUCGCACUUGUAGACAUCCUGGAACUCGAUAUGACAUGGUCGCCCUUUCCUAAUGGAUUGAAGACCCCAAGAGGCUCUGGUUUGUGAGAAUCCUAUUCAGGCUAGGAGUUCGGUUGUUUUACAAUGAUGGUAAUAAGAGCUUUUUCUGAAGAGAGAGAGAGUUUUUAGCAUUUCAAGUCGCAUCAGUUGGACAGAAACGGUGAAUGCAAAUAAAAAAUAUUUGGAUAAAAAUGAAGAUAUCCCUCCCAUUUACAAACGUUUCAGAAAGGCAGGGUUAAGUUCAUGAUGUAUAAAUAAAAAGUGUUUAGCAAACUUUAUCCCGAAUAGAGUCUAGAAUAAAGUGGUUUUUAUCAUAUUGUUGAGUGAGGAAGUCGAAAAAGACAAACAAUUAAUUACCACUAAUUAGUUCUCCUUUAAUUCCAAUUUAGUUCUUUUAUCAUGUAUAACACACAUCGAAAAAGUACGAUUCUUUGGACGACGUUUCAAAUACAACCUACAGUCCAUAUUCAUAUCAAGGUAACUUCACAACUUUGGGACACGGCUUUUAUAGUUGCAAUUUCCUCUCGUCUAUUGUGAUAUGGGCGGUAGAACUAUCUGUAUAUCUGGAGCAGGCACAUAAUUAUUAUUACCGAAUCAAUACGUUACUUUGUCUUCUGAAAUUCACUGGGACUAUGGCCAUCAAACGCCUUAAAGCUGAUUUACAUUUUCAAGGCAAAGCUAUCAACCCCUUUCGACAAUGAUAACCUGUUCUCAACUGUUAUUCGAUUAAAUCACCUCUUAUUUAGCACAAACUUGACUAUCUCCAACUAACUGGGUCCAACUCACGAUAUUUUACACAUACUGUCAAGUAGCGUGUUUAUCUGGUGACCUAUUCACGUAACCCUAUUUUUCAACUCCCUUAAUAUUUUGGUUGCUACUUCUCUUGUGCUUGUUCCGAGUAACUUUAAUUGUGUUAUACAAGCGGUUACGACAAUUCGCUACAAUUGAACAGCCUUCCUUAGAUUACGCACUGCGCUAUGAUUAUUUCUGUCUUAACUACUGACUGUUCUUUCUUCUAGUAAAUUAAAGGGUGUUAAAUCUUCAGCAAAAUAGAAUGGUAAUCUAUCAAUUUGCUCAAGUUAUACUCAUAUAAAUGGUUGAAGUGAUGUGACUAAUCAAAGAGUUUCAGUUUAUGUCUCAAGUUAAGUAAACUGUUUUAUGUUUAGUAUGUAGCCACCAAGAGAUGUACAAAACAAAUUCGUAUACCUACGUUGAUACUGAAAGGGAAAGAGAAAACGAACUAACAGAAAUGAGUUAAUCAAUAUGGAGUUUCAGAGAUAAAUCUACUACUCCUACGGAUAAUAACAAAAAACAACUAUCUUUCGUCUCACGGAGCUGUCAAACACUGGCCAUUUCCUUCAGCCAGGAGCAUGGGACAAUAUGAGAUUCUCUGGAACAAUAUUCGUAACACAUUCCCAAGAUAGGGAAACAAGUGUUUCAAGAUGACUUCACUCGAUAAAUGAUGAUCACCAAGACCCCCAAGCACACUACCUCACCUCAGUUUUACAUUACUUCCACUGUAUGUAAGCACUCCUAAGAAGAUGUUGAUCAAAAACGCGGAGUCGUCGAAGAAGCCAGGUUUGACAGAUGCAAAACAGGAUUGUCCAAGGCUGUUUCAAAUUGGCGUGUGGCCCUAGCUUUCAAUGUAUGGUUGGGGAUUUUAUCAACCGCACUUCUACCAGAACUCUUACAAGCAUCCAGGUACACUCACUUUUCGGCAACUUCAGACAAUCCAUAAGCAUACAGAGGCGCCUGUCGAUCUUGAGUAAGCACUUUACACUUCGAUGGUGCGGAGCAAACCCUUAGAGACUUCAAUUAAGUGCAACUUGAUUAACCUGUAUGUUGUUGCACAGUCAGAGUAUGUCCUUUGUGUACCUAAGGCCUGCAUCUUUCACCUAGUAGCAGGUCUAAGCCAUGAACCUCCCUUAGGUCUGUCUAGAGAAUGUAACCAAUGGCAAAAGUGGAAUGACAAUAUAGGGUAACAAUGCCUAACCUCAUAUUUAGCUUGGAAUAAUGGCUGUAUACACUCACUCUGCCUUAGGUGUUGAAGUAUAAGGCUUUCAAGAUGUUGAAAAACCUAUCAGACACCUCUCCUUAACAAAUAGCUGCAGAGGUAUGGCAGACUAACACCCAGUGGUUAUCAUAUAUACAUGCUAAGUAGACCUUUUUAAAGGGUGGAUACAACAAUGUUUUUUCCUCGGAGUGAUGGAUCACUCAGUCUAUCAAACAAAAAUACCGGUCUUUUGACUACAAUGUCCAAAGAGAUGCUGUUAAGUUUUUGUCUGUGCUGGUCACUUAAGUACUUGAUGUUCCUUACGGUCCUCCACUUUGUUAGGUGCGUCGGUGUUAAUUAGUCAUACAGCAUAAGACACUGAGGCCAAU